Molecule: messenger RNA, 1545 nt
Organism: Endocarpon pusillum Z07020
Lineage: Eukaryota; Fungi; Ascomycota; Eurotiomycetes; Verrucariales; Verrucariaceae
Exons: 2
Coding region: 1-1545 (514 amino acids)
Biological process (GO): transmembrane transport; basic amino acid transport
Cellular component (GO): fungal-type vacuole membrane
Molecular function (GO): basic amino acid transmembrane transporter activity
Source: RefSeq, a predicted model, not a curated record
AUGGUUGGCAUCUUGGCUGUCGGCCUUGGCACAAUCACAAUAACAUUAUCCUCCACAAUCGCAGCGGAUUUUCACUCGUUGGCCCUCAUAUCAUGGCUUGGGUCAGCUUACCUGAUUGCUCUUGCCUCGACACAACCCAUGAGUGGAAAGCUGACAGACGUGUUCGGGCGACGCUCCGGCUUUAUCUUCUGCUUGAUUCUUUUUGCUUGCGGUAAUCUAUUCUGCGGUUUGGCUACGACCAAAGCAAUGAUUGUCCUAGGUAGAGUAGUGGCCGGUAUUGGUGGCGGAGGAAUCAAUUCCAUCUCAACCUUCAUUGCCUCCGACUUUAUUCCUCCAAGGCGCCGUGGAAUGUGGCACGGUAUCGCCAUGGUCGUUUACGCUUCCGGGUCUGGAUUUGGAGGUGUCUUUGGCGGGCUCAUCAAUGAGAUUUGGGGCUGGCGGUCCGCUUUUCUUGCUCUGACUCCUCUUACGGUCCUUUCAGGUCUCGGUGUAACCCUCUUCUUACCUGCUCGUGUCUCCACCAAACAGACAAGUCUUCGAUCACGACUAGGACGGGUUGACUUCGUCGGCUCUGCCGCCCUAGUUUCGGCUCUCGCCCUCCUUUUGGUUGGCCUCAACCAAGAGGACCUGGAUGCUGUAUCAUCGCACUACCGACUAGAGGUUCUUCUCCCUCUGGCAGCUGCAGCUUUUGUCGCCUUCGUGGUUGUCGAGCUCUACUAUGCCCAGGAGCCCGUCAUUUCUAUCAACCUCCUCAAAAACCGUACCGUAUUGGGUGCGUGCAUUGCUAGUUGGUUCACGUCAAUGAGCCUCUAUUCGCUGGUUUUCUAUGUGCCUCUUUACUUUCAACUCAGAGGCGCUAACACGAGUGAGACAGGCGUUCGUCUUCUACCCGAGCCCGUUGGUGGUGCCCUUGGCUCUUUCAGCUCAGGCAUCGUCAUGCGUCUUACUGGCAGAUAUGGUGUCUUGAAGACAGUCGUUCUUGCUACAUGGGUCGCAGGUGCUACAGGGUUUGCCACCAUCUCCAUGAAUAGUUCACUGGCCCUUCCGGAACUAUAUCUGUUCCUUGUUGGAUUCGGCCAGGGCGGUAACCUCACAGUCAUGUUACUGGCUCUACUCAGCUCGGUCAAGCAUGAGCAGCAAGCCGUCACCACGUCAAUUAAUUAUGCAUUCCGCUCUACUGGCGCAACGCUGGGCAUCACGGUAACCAGCGCCAUGUUUCGCAGGCUACUGACGAAUCGACUUGAGAACGUCGCCAUUCCUGCAGGCCUCGACAGUGAAAUUAGGACAGGUGGCCUAGGAGAUGUGCUCCAUCGGUGCAAGCACCCUGAGCAGGCCACCGAAAAGUAUUGUGGCCACCUGGCAGAUGGCUACAUGCAUGCUCUGCAUGGAACUUUCUUGCUUGCGAUGAGCUUGGCUAUUGCUGGUUUCUUGGCUGGAAUGGUGACCAAGAAUAAUCAACUGAGGACGAGUUUCGAGGAUGAUGAGGCAGCCCAUGCUACCCGGAUAAGCAGGGAUAACUCAUCCUCAUACAUCUUCGAAGACUGA